Naegleria lovaniensis is the source of this 1320-nucleotide messenger RNA. RefSeq lists its product as uncharacterized. NCBI's taxonomy places the organism in Eukaryota, Heterolobosea, Eutetramitea, Acrasida, Naegleriidae. Gene Ontology annotation, molecular function: protein binding. The record is from RefSeq and is a predicted model, not a curated record. The transcript has 2 exons. The coding region runs from base 1 to 1320 and encodes 439 amino acids.
AUGAGAAAAUUUGUUGUGUCAUCGAAUAUUCAUUCAUCAGCUUCUCUCUUUCUCAAAUCAGUUUCUCAACAACAAUUUUGUUUCUAUUCACGAGUGAAGAAGGAGCAAGAAACACCAACAAACGUAGAGAAAGAAGAGGGUUCCGUUCCUACAGUGCCAAUUUCAAAACCAAACAGCAUUGAACAACAGGUGAAACAAAUUUUGGCAUUCAACAAUGACGGACAAGUCGCCGAGGCUGUUGAGGCCUAUGGAAAACUCAAGAAGAUGACCAAGCACAUUGACUUGAAAACUAUGAACGCAAUUGUGAGUUCAUUCGCUCCAAAGAGGCUUCUAUUCAAGUGGUUUAAGCCAUACAAGGAUUAUGUAGAUAUGUAUGUAGAGGCUAGCAAGUUCAGACCAAAGGAAAGAUUGGAAGAAGCAAAGAGGGUGUUUUCCGAUAUUUACAAGUAUCACAAUUCACCUGAUGCCAUCUCCUAUAAUGCUCUGAUGAAGGUACAAUUGAGCACGGAUGACGUUUUACAUGUCUUUGAUACAUUCAACGAAUUACAGGCAUCAGGUAUUGGCCAAUCACCCAUGUACAAGGAACAAUUGUUGACCAGCAUGGGUACCCUUUUGAGAGCAUGUUCCAUGCUUGAACAAGUUCAAUUAGCUGAGGAAAUUUACUUCUUCGCUCUGCAAGACAUUAUCAAAGAAAGACUUGGUUACUCUCACGAAAAGCCUUGGACUGCAAGUGAAAGCGUUUCAUACUUGACAUUUUGCAAUACCAUGUUGGAUGUUUAUGCAGAAUCACGUGAUCCAUUUGCUUUCAAGUUUUUCGAGCAAAUGGUUGCAAAUUCAUCGUCAGCUCACUUUUCUAACCAGAAAAUAGAUCAAAAAACACGAUUCAAGAGAUCACCUAAAUUGUUAGGCUCUCUUAAUGGCAUCACAUUUAACACAUACGCAAAGGCCUGUAUAUUUAUGGACCAUAGAAUGAAACUGGUAGAAAUGGCAGAAAGGAUGAGAGUUGAAGGUGUUCUCCAAUCAGAAUUGUCGAAACCAGUAAGACUUGAAAUCAAGCAUGCCUUAGAAACCUACACACAACCAUUACACAAAGUACAUAGAGCCGAGCUUUUAUCUGAGGGCCCACAUGACAUGAUUGCCACUGACCACUUUGCUGACUUGCGAGACUUCCUUAUUAUUGACGUGGACGACGAAAACGCUGCUGCAUGGGGUAGAGAUGUCGAUACUAAGGACUUUAAGUUUAUGAAAUUCUUGAAACCAACUCAUGACAUGUACAAGAUUGAUUUGGGCGACAGUUUCAAAGGUCUUCUCAACCAAUAA